CAGCGUCUGAGACACUUGGAGGAGGCCGCCCCCGAUGCAAGGACAACAGCAACAGCAAGGACCGCCCACGCGGCAGCACGCGCCGCCUCCGAGCGAGGUGCCUGUGAACGCGCAGCUCCUGCGCGAUAUGAUGGACUGCGUCGACGUCUCAUCCUUCUCCAUGGAGCGCAAGGAGUCGUGGGCCAAACUGCGGACGCUCGUGUCUGGCGAUGACGCCGCCGCCGCCGAGAUGCGCGCCGAGCAGCUCCUCCACGCCCAGUACCCGUACGACAGCGCGAGCCAAGAGCGCAAGUUCAACGUCAAGGAGAGCGCGACCAAGCUUAAGCGCCUCUUGAGCUCGCAGAAUUUCUCGAUGAACGAGAAGAAGGCCAGCGUCUCGGCGCUCGUGGGCCUCCUCGAAACGCAGGCGCCCGGUGGCAUUAGCCGCACGGAAGCCACCGAACUCCUCCGCAGCCUCGGCGACGAGAUCCCCGCGGAAGAGCUCAAGCGGCUCUCGAGUUCUAACAUGUUCAAGUCGUUCAUCAUGCACGCGGACGGCAUGACGCGCAAGAAGAGCUUUGACGUGCUGCAGGGCAUCCUCAACGCGACCUCCAACUCGGCGCUGCAGCGUCCGAUGACGUCCCAAGACAGUUUCCGCUUCCAGACGCUCGCCAACUGCCUCGAGUCGAUCGAGAGCGACGUCGCCAAGUACGCCGCCGAAGAGGUCGCCGAAGACGACGACAACGAGUACGUCGUGUCGGUCGACAACCUGGACAACCUCCUCGACGACAAGAUUGUCCAACCGACAACAUACCCGCCGCGCGAGAAGCCGGCGCCGGCCAAUGCCCGCCCGCCGCAGCAACACCCGCAACACCCAUCGCAAGCCACCCCCGCGCCGGCGCCGACGCAGCUGCCCGCCGCCAAUGCAGCGCCGUCGGCCUCUGCGCAAGCCAACAACGGCAUGCACCCGUCAUACCCCGGCCAGGGCAGUGACGAACGGAGCUUGCAGCAGCACGCGGCCACGAUGAGCGCGAUGAGCCAGCAGCAGCCAGUGCGCGGCCUCGCCAACACCGCGGCGCGCCAGCCCAUCAACACACAGUACCCGGGCUUGAACAUGCAGCAACAGACGUCGCACAUGACGCACCCGACGAUGCACAUGUACCACGACACGUACCGACAGCAACAGCAACAGCAGCAGCAACAACAGCAACUCCACGCGUCGCACUUGUCGCAACACCCGUCCAUGCAGCAGUACUCGAUGGCGCCGCAGGCCGGCGCGUACUACACGAACGGUCCCCACAUGUACCAGCAGCAGCAACAAGCGGCCAUGUACCAGCAGAGCAACUAUGCGAUGCAAGCUGCCGCGCACCAGCACCAGCAGCAGCAGCAACAACACCAUUUGCACCACUACGGCCACCUCCCGUCGGCGUAUGCCAGUGCGGCGGCGCCGUCGCCGGCCCAUUACGAGCAAAAAUACACGGCGCACUACGACGCCGGCAAGUACGAGCCCAAGUACGAGCCCAAGUACGCACCGGACGCGGCGGCGAUGGCGGCACCUGGCAACUCGGCGGCGUACGCCAAGUUUUGCAUGUCGCCGGGCUGCAACAACAUUGCGCGGACCAAAGGCAUGUGCAAGGUGCACGGCGGCGGUCGUCGCUGCAAGGUUGAGGGCUGCAUGAAGAGCGCGCAGACGGGCCACCUAUGUAUCGCCCACGGUGGUGGCAAGCCGUGCCGCAUGGAAGGCUGCCCCAAGACGGCGCAGUCGCGAGGCCUCUGCAAGCAGCACGGCGGUGGCGUCCGGUGCAAAUUUGAAGGCUGCACCAAGAGCUGCCAGUCGGGCGGCUUUUGCCGUGGCCACGGCGGCGGCAAGCGCUGCGAGUUUCCCCAGUGCAAGAAGUGGGCCCAGCGCAACGGGUUCUGCGCCAAGCACGCGCAGGAGCUCGCGUCCAACCCGGCAUAGAAGGAGACGGAGAUGAUAAGGAAGGUUAGUUCGUGUAUAUAACACAGGUUAGUAGUUAUACAAGUGGAAACACUCGUGUUCAGCACAA
Molecule: messenger RNA, 2027 nt
Organism: Saprolegnia diclina VS20
Lineage: Eukaryota; Oomycota; Saprolegniomycetes; Saprolegniales; Saprolegniaceae
Exons: 1
Coding region: 35-1939 (634 amino acids)
Source: RefSeq, a predicted model, not a curated record